CAGGGCAGCGAGGGGGGGCUUCGGGGAGGUGGGCUUCCCUGGAGCUCGGCGUCGGGUUAAAAGCGAGGCGCUUAAGUGCGAAAAGGCCUUCUCCAGGCUGUGGUGUUGGGUGAGGAAGCGAGGCCGAGCGCCGGGGGAUGCUGAAUCCCGGCUGUGCAGGAACCGCUCCAUGCGGCGGCGUGUGGCACUCGCACCCUUCCACCAGCUGCCGGCAGUACGCCAGCCGAGACCCUUGUCAGAAGUGUCCUGCUCCACUUCCUCCUUCUCUUGCGUUUUGGCAUUUUGGCAUCAUUUGACUGAAUCCACCCCCGGCUGGAGCGGUGUGAACUACGUGAGCUUUCAUGAACAGCCCCAGCGACAACACCUGUUGGUUUCUGCUUUUUAAAAUAUGGCCUCUAAUUGCCAGUGCCAGUAGUCAAUACCCUGGUGACUCGCGAAGUUUUGUGUAACGCUGUGAUAGUUCACACCACUGUUGGGAGCUGAUAACUAAGUCACGGAUUUCCUCAAACUCCCUGGUCCUGGCCAGUUUCAGAGAACUGGGGCAGGUGCAUCUGAAAGCACAGAUGCAGGUAUAAUACUCUUUCCUCCUAUAGCCUUAUUCUCAUGCCCUGCCACUGUCCCAGCUUUUCCUUUUUUUUUUUUUCUCCUGUGGCAAAAAUUUGCUAAGAUUCAAAUCAGCAUCGCUGGUGCAGCCUGAGGUCAUAGAUAGAGUUUGGUUAAGGUAAUGGGGGAUUUGGCUUUUAUCAUGUGAGUCUAAUGAUUUUAUGUUUGUGCACUUUGGAUUACAAUAGCCGUGACAUUAAUGUUACAUGUCUACAGUUAGGGUGGUAACCUAGCUGAUACCUGGCCGUUCACAGUUUUUCCAAAACUUUUUUUUUUUUUUUUGCAUGGAAGUUUUCCAAUGGACAAGUCAACUGUCCCUUUUGGACUGACUAUUUCAGAAAUUGUUGUUUUUUUCAGCAGUGAGGCAAAAAUUUUGGAUGCGUAUUCUGGUGUCAGGUUAAAGGUUUCUUUGGCAGCUGAAUUUCCAUUGUUCCUGACAUGCACCAGUCCUCCCAGUAACAAGGAGUUACUGGGUUUUCAGUUCUGCAGUAGAGUGUCAAAUAUCCAGCUUGGAGCCUGAAACUGAUGCUUCACUUGGAUGCUGAGAUGUGGGCUUGAAGUGGUGCAGGACAGGAGUGAGAGAGCAGGGAUUGUGUGGAUGGGAACCACGAGAAAGAUGGACAAGGGAAACAGGAUCAGGACGUGAAGGAAAUAAGCCGUGGUUAUUUCUUCAGUGAAUUCCCCUCCAGAAGCUAGGACUGAUCUCAGUGUGCCUGCUGAAGAGCUUCCUGGUAGUGGGUGAAUAGAACAACAGAAUUUCUCUGUUCUCAGGUUUUGCUUCCUUAAAAAAACCCUAAAAACUCUCAAAAGCUAGAUUGAAAGAGUAGCGAGAUGGGGAGUGAGGCACUUGGAAGUUAGCAGUAAUGUUGUCCGUGUAUCCCGUUGACGUUCCCUUCUGCAUACGCAUUCCCGUUGGGUCUCACUGUACUGGAUAAUUGCACAAGGUGAACUAUGUAACAGAAGAGGUUGCUGUACCCCGCUCAGCUGUUGGUCAUCCGAUUGCUUAUCAGAUACCGUGUGUAACUUCAGAGCUACAGCAAACACGGCCGGCGCCGCAGGCAGGGGAGGAACAGAGCAGUUACCAAAAAUUAGAUCUCACCUCUGAGAUGCCGAUCUUUUCAGCUGGAACACCAGUCCCUGGGAAUGCAGCAAUGUACCUGCCAAGGGCUGCUAGGAGUGCCACAUCUGCACAAGGAUUUAGCAUCUUGAAUGAGGCGCACCAAACUCACUGGAACACUUUCUUCUGGCCUUAACCUCUCUAGAUGUAAAUGGUGGAAAAUUUUCCAGCUGUGUUGGAGCAUGGUGGGUACUGAAUUGGCUCCUAUUGGGGGAGGAGAAAAUAUACCUAAAGAAGAAAAGUAACUGUGUGCUCAGUUCAUGUUUGUAGGGUUCAUAUACUGAAGCGUGAGGACAAAAGGAGACAAAUUCUUCCUGUGACCACUGGAUACUGUGUCAAUCUGAUGGCCUGGGGGAAAAAAGGUAGCAAAACCCUCAUCAAGCUUGGUACUGCAAUUGGCUUUUUGUUGCCACCUGUUUUGGUCCCAAAUACACCGAAUGAUAUUGAUCUUAUGGCACAUAACAUCAGCAUCAUGUUCUACGGAACUGCAAUAGUAUCCACACUUUUGUUCUUCUUAACAGGAGUUGUGUUUGAAGAAAAGCCCAAAUACCCUCCCAGUCACUCCCAAGCAGUCCUGCAAACUAAACCUCCUGAGGAUUACUCCUACAAGCAGUCCAUUAUUAACUUGUUCAGAAAUAUUCCAUUUAUACUUUUGCUAAUCAGUUAUGGUAUUAUGACUGGGGCAUUUUAUUCUGUUUCCACAUUAUUGAACCAGAUGAUAGUAACUCAUUAUGAGGGAGAAGAAGUGAACGCUGGGAGAAUUGGCUUGACACUGGUGGUGGCAGGAAUGGUGGGUUCGAUUAUUUGUGGUUUGUGGCUGGAUUACACUAAAACAUACAAGCAAACUACUUUGAUUGUUUACAUUCUCUCUUUCAUUGGGUUGCUGGUAUUUACCUUCACCCUGGACCUUGGAUACCUUAUAGUGGUGUUCGUGACUGGAGGAGUGCUUGGGUUCUUCAUGACUGGCUAUCUUCCACUUGGGUUUGAAUUUGCUGUGGAAAUUACAUAUCCAGAGUCUGAAGGCACUUCCUCAGGUCUCCUUAAUGCAUCAGCACAGAUAUUUGGAAUUGUCUUUACACUUGUCCAAGGAAAGCUCACAACAGACUACAGUCCCCGUGCAGGAAACAUCUUUCUUUGUGCUUGGAUAUUUGUGGGCAUUAUUUUAACAGCCUUAAUAAAAUCAGAUUUGAGAAGACACAAUGUGAAUUCAGGGAUUAUGAACUUGGACGUUAAAGCUGUACCAGUUGACAGUCCUGUAGAUCCUGAAAGCACUGCUUUAAAGAUUCAGUCAGCUUUAUAAAGCUGGAGGAAGGUGACUUAGAAACGCACAAGUUUGGUUACAUAUGGAACAAUACGAGCUAGUAUAAUCACUGGAUUUUUGUGUAUGAGUAGUAAAAUGUGUUUGUGUUUGUUGAUAUUGGUGGUAGUUGUGUGUUGGAAGCUAUGAAGAUGCUCAGUUCAUUUUGCCCAAGAUGCAAACAAUUCACCUUUGUAGGGAAUAUUUAUUUUAAUGUUUUCAAGUUUUGCAGUUUCAUUAGUAAAGAACUGUGUGAACACCCUCCAUGGUAGGGAGACACAUGCAUUCAGGAUGCAUACUUGAAAAAAAUCAGGAAUCUUGAAGUAUAGUUGUCAUGAUCAGAAAUAUCUAAUCUUUUCUUGUUCAGUCUUGCUGGUGCUUUUGAAAAGUCAAAGAGUGGGGAGAUGCACAGCAGGAGAAUGUUCAAGGGUUCAUUUUUUAUUUUAAAUGUAUCUGUAUUUGAAUAUAAGCCAAUGAUUCCUUCUGGAAAAGUGAUAGCACAAUACUGAAAACAAGAGAUGACGUGUGUGUUUCAUACUGGCAUCUGACAUUUCUUUUGCCUUGAAACUUCUUUGUAGGUAUCAGAAGGCAGAUAAGAGACAACACUGUUUCUAUAGCUUCAUUGUAGCAUUUCUAGGGAGAGUUAAAGUUUCUCACUAGAUAAAUUGGAGAAAAAAACAUCUCUUAUUAAAUACAGUAAAAAGGAGAACAAAGGCCUUUGAUAUCUCUAUUGUGAAAUAUUUAUAAGCAAUGGAACACUACCACACAAGUUUCCUCCACAGAAUAUUUUGAGUGCUUUCUCAAUUAAAGAGAGAGGAGUAUGUGUUUACAAAGAGUCAGUGCCUUUACUUUGUAAAGAAGAUCCCUGCCUCAUCUUGAGUUUAAUCAGUGCUGCUGAAGAAAUUCCAUUUUGUGUGUUAAACCUCUGAAUAUUUGUAUUUGGAGUAUCAGAAAAUGCGUUCUGUCCUUUUUAUGAAUUGUAUUACUUGUCUCAUGUGAAAUUCCUGUGCUUGUGUAACUUAAAUCAUGUCUUUUGAAGUUUGUUAAAAGCUGUAAGGAUGAAUGUCAGCAAAAUAGUGAUAUUUUCACUUUCUCUGAUCAAAUAUUUUUUUAUACCAUCUUAGCUGCAAAAUGAGCAGACUUUAUUAGCAGCAACUUUUUGUUACUUCGUUGAUCUAUAUUUGGGAUGGGGGUUUCUUGCUGCAGUGCUUUUGAAAGUUUUCUCCUUUACCUUGUGCUCUAUCUACACACCCACAGAACUGAUAGCACUACAAUAAUGCUAUUGCUGAGAAAGUCAGACCGGGGUUAGUGGCCUUUUGGAAACACUUAAUUUUUAGCUCAGCAAACUGAGCCUGCAAGUUCAGUGCCAUCAGUGAUGCUGUGUCUUUGAGUUGCCACAGAUACAGUGCCAUCCAGAAGGUGGAAUCCUACUCAAAGUUUUGAUUGCUGCAGUUGUGGAUGAGGAAUUAUUUAACUCUGUGCUGGUUUCAGCUGGGCUAGUUAAUUUUCUUCACAGUGGCUGGCAUGGGGCUGUGUUUUGGAUUUGUGCUGAGCACAGGGUUGAUAGUACAGAGAUGUUUGUAUUGUUGCUGAGCAGGGAGCCAAGGCCUUUUCUGCUUUUCAUGUGUCAGAAAAGGCAGGGAAGUUGGGAAUGCAUGGGAUGUUGGGAGGAGACACAGCCAGGACAGGUGAUCCCAACUGACCAAAGGGAUAUUCCAGACCAUGUGGCAUCAACGUACGCAGUGGGGGGCAGAAGGAGGGAUGUUUGGAGUGAUGGUGUUUUCUUCCAAGUAGCCAUUGCACUUGAUGGGGAUGGCUGAACACCUGCUUGCCCAGGGGAAGCAGUGAAUUAGUUCCUUGUUUUUCUUUGCUUGUGUGUGUGGCUUCUGCUUUCCCUAUUAAGCAGUCAUUAUCUCAACCUGUGAGUUUUCCACCUUUUACCCUUCUGAUCCAUCCUCAAUCCCAUUGGUGGGGAAGGGAGCGAGCAAUCAGCUGCCUGGGGCUUGGGGCAUAGCUGGGCUUAAACAACAGCAAACUCCAAGAUAGUCUCUAAGUACAAUAAAUAUCAUUAAAAGCUUUUUUAUUUCGCUGUAGACUCAGGAAAAUCCUUUUGUAUAAAAAAGGCCCUGAAAACCCAUCUUUCUAAGCUCAGCCUCUAAGUGUGAUGAUCUUGAUUUAAACAUUUUGUAUGAUAAAUGCUUUAGACAGGGGAAGACCUAUCAGAAUAACCUAAGCAUGCUUGGAACACUUGCCUUGCCAAAAAGGGUUCAUGUCUCUUUGCCAGGUCCAGGUGUUAGGGAGAAAAUGGCCAGGCCUUGCUGCUCCUGGGGAGGUGAACUCUAGAACAGUCCACUGCUGAAGUAGCUGAAUAUUGGAAAAGUAACUCUUGGCUAUUCAAAUGGCAGGCAAGGGUACAGGAGUGAAAGUAGGGAUGCUUUCAUUGUGUCAGUCCUUUACUCUGAAGCUGCCCCAUCAAAGGAUGUACAUGUUUUCAGCCUGAGUGAGAAAAGUGAAAGUUUCUGCCUCGUGACAAACAUGGGUGGCUUUUCCCUUUGGAAAAAUGAUAAUAAUGUGUGCCAAAACAUAUAUAUGUUUUUCAGCAAGAUACAGAAAAUAAUUAUGUUCAUGGCCCAUGGUUGCUUUGACUUUUGGUGUUGCAAAAUCUUAACAAGAUAAUAUUUUUGUAGUUUUGGGUAAUUGUUUUCAAAUGUCCAGUAGAAAGUCUUUGGCAGUAUCCAGGCUGUUUGCUGACCUGUUCAGUACACGCUGUUCAGAAUAAAAGACUGAGUAUUUUUCUUUCUUUCUUAAAAUUUAUUUUUCAAUUCCUUUCUUCACUACUAGUUUCCAGUUCCUUUACUUAUGUUCAACUGAUUAUUGAAAAAAUAUUCUAGUUCUGUCUCCCUGUGUUUUUUUAUCUUCUGCCAAAUUCCUUGGCUACCUUCACAAAGGUUGAAACAAGAUUUUGGCUUGCUGGAAAGCCUGCUGGGUCCCCGAAAAGAAAAUAUUCCUAGUAAUGGAGGCUUAAUUACAUCUUGGAUUUAAUAUUCCCCUUCUAAAAGGAGCUUGAAAGUUGGAAACCUUUAAGCUAUUUUCAGGCAAUGAUAAAGUAUUUAAAUGAAAGGCUCAGCAGCAGAAUAAAGAGCAAAUAAAGAGCAAAUCAGUAUUUUUUAUGCAAUAGUCUUGUAAUCGGUCAAGAAAUUGAGGUUCUAGAUCAUGACAGAAAUAAAUUUGGAGUAGUUGAGGCUUUGUGGUUUUUGCUUUUAAUAUUUGGGUUAUAGCAGACAGCAUCCACUCAAUCAAUCAUAGAAUGUUAAGAGGUUGGAAGGGAUCUUAAAGACCAUCCGGUCCCAACCCACCUGCCAUGGGCAGAGACAUCUCCCACUGGACCAGGUUGCUAAAGGCUCUAUCCAACCUGGCCUUGAACAUUGUCAGGAUUGGAGUGUCCACAACCUGCCUGGGCAAUGUGUUCCAGUGUCUUACCAUCCUCACUGUGAAAAAUGUAUUCCUGAUAUCUAAAUUAAAUUUCCUCUCUUUCAGUUUGUACCCAUUCCCUCUUGUCCUAUCACUGCAAUUCCUGACAAAGAGUCCCUCCCACUUCCCUGUAGUCCUUCUUCAGAUACUGGAAGGUGCCUUCUUAGCCUGGAAAUUCCACAUGCAUCUGGAAUUGGAAAUAGUUUCUGACUCUCAGCCUUGAGAUCCGGGCUCAGCCCCCCAGCAAGAGUAGAGUUGAGGGCUAAAAAUCCUAACUGUUUAAAAAGGUAGUUGUAUCAUGAAUGGAAUUGCUCAUCAACUAGGAAAGGAUGUUUCUAGGUAUAAGAAACCAAGUGAGAGGAGGGAUCCCAAUCCCAUGCAUCAGCUUUGUUUUUCAAUUUACUUUUUUUCAAGUGUUUUGGGUGAGCUCUUGAGGAUGUAAGAGAACACACACAGAGGGGAGCAUAAAGGACUGCCCCAAGUUCCCAGGAACCCAGCAGGUUGUGCAAUUGAUAACUUUCAGCUCAGAUUAGCCUUAAAAUUUGUUCUUAUCUCAUUGUUUCUUCCCAGUCACGUUAAACUUUUGGUAAUUUCAGUGGAAGAGACUCAGAUAACAUUGACACAUUUUUAUUUAGGAUUCCUAGCACAGCCUUAAACCCCUCAUUUCUGUUGGCAGAGUGUGAAAAUACCAGACCUGUCGGGUGUAGUCUGGAGCUGCUGGUAGGUAAGUCCCUCAGAACAAGUAUUUGUAGAUAGGUACUUGUCUUUAGUAACAUCUCUUCCUAUUGCUAAAUGCCCAUGUUUUACAAGGAAGAAAGAACAAGGGAAGAAAUAGCAAAAAUACCUAUGAAUAGUUUUAGAUUAAUAGUGAUGCUGUGAGAGGCUGCCUAGAACAGAGGCUAGACAGUGUUAAAGGAAUAAA
Messenger RNA from Ficedula albicollis (Collared flycatcher), 7410 nucleotides. RefSeq names its product feline leukemia virus subgroup C cellular receptor 1 (gene FLVCR1). Gene Ontology annotation, molecular function: heme transmembrane transporter activity; heme binding. Gene Ontology annotation, biological process: erythrocyte differentiation; mitochondrial transport; heme export. The transcript is spliced from 10 exons. Bases 2064 to 3020 code for a protein of 318 amino acids. Gene Ontology annotation, cellular component: mitochondrion; membrane. The record is from RefSeq and is a predicted model, not a curated record. Lineage: Eukaryota; Metazoa; Chordata; Aves; Passeriformes; Muscicapidae.